This is a messenger RNA of Lethenteron reissneri (Far Eastern brook lamprey), 4778 nucleotides long. RefSeq names its product tripartite motif-containing protein 72-like. Gene Ontology annotation, molecular function: zinc ion binding; protein binding. The record is from RefSeq and is a predicted model, not a curated record. NCBI's taxonomy places the organism in Eukaryota, Metazoa, Chordata, Hyperoartia, Petromyzontiformes, Petromyzontidae.
CUCACCGCAGCGGUGUCGUGCACUCGCCAGAGACCAUGGCUUCGUCUUCAUCGAGCCAAGAGGACGAUUUCUCCUGCUGCAUCUGUCUGCAAUUGUUUGACGUCCCUGUGAGUCUAGCCUGCGGCCACAACUUUUGUAAGAAAUGUGUGGAGAGAGCCUGGGGUGUAGAGGCGGCGCACGUCCGCUUCACCUGCCCUCAGUGCCGCAGGCGCUACGCCCAGAAGCCAGAGCUCAGCAAGAACGUGUUCAUAGCCGGCUUGGUGGAGAAGUUUAAGGGCUCGCUGAGAAGCCAAUGCAGUAAUCACAAGGAGCCCAUGAGGUAUUACUGCCAGAAACACGCGCGUCUGGUCUGCGCGACCUGCAUGCAUGUGGGAGGACACAAAGGCUGCGAUGCCAUCUCCGUGGAGGAGCAGCAAAGGAAGAGGAAGGAGACAAUUGCAGGAGAGAAAACAAGAAUGGAAAAGGAGAAGACUACGGAAGAAAGUGCCGUCACUUCUCUGAGGAAGUCAGUCAAAUCUUUUCAGGACUUGACUGAAAAUGUCAAGGAUCGGAUCAGGGAGAGCUUCGCCCUUGAGAAGCGACUGCUGGAUGAGGAGGAGCAGGAGGCCCUGCGGGGAGUGCAGGAGAAGAGCUGCCAGAAGCUGUCGCGGAUCCAGAAUAAAAUUGAGACGCACGUGAAGAAGAUAGAGACCCUCACCCAAGACAUUGGCAACCUAGAGAAGAUGAUGGCACUGCAGGAUCCCAUCGACUUCUUAAAGGAUGAUCAGGAACGUAAUGCGAGCUUGAGGUCCCUGAAGAUUGUAAGGAGUUUCUUUGAAAUGUCAAGCGACGAUGACCCAAGCCACUCUCUUCAGGCAACCGCUGGAAAAUAUCUGCUUCUUCGGCUCUCAAAGUCGCAAGGCCGUGGAGGGAGACGAGGUUGGAGGAGCUCCAGCACCUCCGUGGUCUUAGCGAUGCCCUCAGUCGAAAUGUCUGGUGAGCUUCCUUUGAGAUGGGGAACCUGAGACUAUAUCCUGGUCUCGUGAGUUCUCUCCCGGCUAAAAGCACUAAUGUUAAAGGGAUAAGAAAUGGGGAAGACUAAAUAUUUUGUUUGUAAAGAUGUGUUCGUGACCACGAAGCGUGACAAUUGAAUCGCUGCGAGUGCGGUCUGGUUGGCUCAGAGCCAUGCAUCGCUCUCAUUGGCUCUCAGCUGACCAAUGGGACAAGCGGCCAGCUGGUAACAAUUUGAACCUCACGGCUGCCCAGGUUGGACUGUACGCGUCGGCUCUAUCAAUGUAAUGAAUUAUGAGUAGUUACUAAUUCAUUAACGAUUAAUUAACAUACAUUAUGAAUUAAAGUUAAUUAAUGCUUAUUAAUUCCUAAGGUGGACCGUUAGUUGGAGCGGGGUACACGCCACAUUUUAAUCACACGGCGAUCUGACCACAAAAGUAAAUUAUGAAUCAAGAUUAGAAAGUCUAUAAUCCAUACGUAGUCUAGAGUUGGGUGCGUAUGAACGAUGUAGUUUAUAAGUGCUAAGAACCUCCGACGUAGUGUGUUGAACAAGAGGAAGGUAAAACCGUUGUCGUUAACAGUUUAAGUUGGGUGUUCACAAUUCUUGACGAGGAACAGCUCCAGCGUAGCUGCACACACUUCGUCUUCGUCCCAGGCAAGCGCGCCUCCUGUCGGAGACGCUCCGCCUUCAUAGCUGCCACCCCGCCAUUAAUUAGCCACCACGUGCCCGUCUCUAGCUGCAGUGCCUUCCCAUCAAUCAUCCUGUAACCACGUGUCUUGUGUCUCGUUAACCACGUGUCUUGUGUCUCGUUAACCACGUGUCUUGUCUCUCGUUAACCACGUGUCUUGUGUCUCGUUAACCACGUGUCUUUUCUCUCGUUAUCCACGUGCUCUUUGCUGCUACAGUGCCCUAUCAUUCAUUAUCUCUCCACCACCUGUUCUAUUUCAAAUUUCUCUCAGCAGCUGUGUUUAUUCUAUUUUGUAAAUAUUUGGUAGCUCCAUAUAACGUUUGUUCUCUAUUUAGUUCCCUACAUAAGUAACGAUGUAAAGUCGAGUGAUCUUAUUGAUAUAAUCUAAUGGUAAUAAACGUGUGUAGAGUUAGGCCACUGGUGAUCUGACCCCAUUAUAAAUCAAUAUAAUAAUGACUAAAAUCCAUACAUAGUUAAGGUUGGAUGCAUACAUAAUGUAGUUUAUAAGUAACCAUUUGAAGUCGAGUGAUGUUAUUGAUAUAAUCUGAUGUGACUAAACGUGCUUUGGGUUAGGCCAGUGGCGAUCUGACCCCAAACGUCAAUUCGAAUCAAUAUAAUGAUCACUAGAAUCUAUACAUAGUCUAAGGUGGUAUGGGUAUAUAUCCUAUAGUUUAUAAGUGAUGAUUUAAAGUCGAGUGAUGUUAUUGAUAUAAUCUGAUGUUACAAAACGUGUGCAGGGAUAGGGCAGUCGUGGUCUGACUCCAAAAUUGUAUUAUGAAUCAAGAUAAUGAUAACUACAGGGUGUUUUAAAAUGGACCCGAUUUCAAAGCAGUAUAUUUCACGAUGGCAACAUCCUACAAUUGCACAAAAAGGUACAAACGGUUUAAUAAGGUAUCAAGUUUUAUUAACCAUUUAAUAAAUGCUCUAUGUGCCCACCACCUGCUGUACUGACAACAUCGAGACGAUAGUUGAAUUCGUCCCAAACGCCUCUCGAAGUGUCUUCUUCCACUGAAGUCAGCGCUGCCGUCAUUCUGUUUUUGAGGUCAUCCAGUCUAGUCGCUAAUGGUAGCACAAAAACACCACGGUCUAUGACGUAUCCCCACAACAAAAAGUCGCAGGGUGUGGUGAUGUCUGGGGAUCUUGGGGGCCAAGAGUGUAGCGCCAAGUCUUGGCGUCCCGUGCGACCUAUCCAACGUUGAGGCAGUGUGUCUUGCGAAUGACUGAGGCGAGCGCCUGUUUGUGCGCUGCGAGAGGUAUCUCGUGUUAAUCAUUUGAAACUAUAUGCCCCGCUCUUUUGGUUGCAGAGAUAUAGCGAUUUCAAAUCGGGUCCAUCUUUUUAAACACCCUCCACACAUAGCUUACGGUUGUGUGCAUCUAUACUGUGGUUUAUAAGUAAUGAUUUCAAGUCGAGUGAUGUGAUUGACAUAAUCUAAACGUGUGUAGGGAUAUAACGAUAAUUCACACAAAGCCUAAGGUUGGGUGCGUAUACACUGUAAUUUAUAAGUAACGAUUUUAAGUCGUCAUGUUAUUGAUAUAAUCUGAUGUUACUAAACGCGUGUCGGGAUAGGCCUGGCUGUGAUCAAUGCGUGGAUCUCAGGACAAAUCAGAACUCCUUUCUGACAUCGGUGAUUCUCGUCACAUCCGAUGGGAGAUGUUAACUACGUCGCCUGGUAUACAGGAGCGCGUGGGUUCGAUCCCAACCUUGACGCCUGCUGUAUAUUUGUUGUCUCUCUUCCCGUCGUCACGUGAAUUUUUCUCCGAGUUCUCUGGGUUUUCCCUCCACAUUUAGAAUCGACAUCACGUGUUUAGAGCAUUUGGCUGCUUUAAAUCUCCACGUGAUAAGCCACUUCGUUGAGCUAUCAUUUGUGGCCAGGUCGCUUCUGCAAAAGAGCUACAUAGCUCAGUGUGAUUUACCUGGUAAUAAAAAUAGUGUAAAGUUUUAAAAGUAGUUUAAAGUAGUUUUUAUAGUUUACAUAAAAAUCACAUACUUAAGAUUAAUUCAUUGAAACCAUAGUAGCUUCUACCACUAGAUGGCGAUAUUGCUUGUUGUGUCUCGAGCAGCGUUCUUCAUUGCAAGGCCCCCGUGGUCCACUGGCGGCCCCUGGUGGCCUCUAGUGUAGCCGCUAACAAGACAGAGUGAGAACACCGCGCCAUCAUCAUCGUGCUGCUGUCAAACCAAACCCAAUGGUUUCAAAUGGUGUGACGGCCCUCACACUACCGACGAUGUCUUAUCGGGGAAAGUGGCAAUGCUGGCCUAGAGGGUAUUGCAGGGUUAUAUCCACCCGAGUUAAUUGUCGAUGAGAGCGGAUCGCUGAUUCCUCCGUUGAGAUCCACCACAGAAUAGAUCCAGUUGCUGGGUAUUUUGACUACUGCUGGCUUAUGCCAUGGAUAUGCAUCAGUGUGACCAUGGGUAUGUAUCAAUGUGUCCAUGGGUAUGUAUCAACGUGUCCAUGGGUAUGUAUCAAUGUGACCAUGGGUAUGUUUCAAUGUGACCAUGGGUAUGUAUCAAUGUGUCCAUGGGUAUGUAUCAAUGUGACCAUGUGUAUGUAUCAAUGUGUCCAUGGGGCUGUAUCCGUGUGGCCAUGGGUAUGUAUCAAGGUGUCCAUGGGUAUGUAUCAGUGACAAUGGGUAUGUAUCAAUGUGACCAUGGGUAUGUAUCAGCGUGGCCAUGGGUAUGUAUCAACGUGGCCAUGGGGGGGGGGGUGUUGUUUUUACUUCUUAACUUUGAUAUGAUUUAGAAAAAAACAUAAUAAAAAAAUCAUUUCCGGCACACAGCCACACGUCGAGGGAUGUCGCUGCAGAGUCGUUCGUGAGUCGAUACGCGCGCGCGGUUCACCUGGUGAGCAAACGGAGCCGGUGAUCAAUCAAUCACGCGCUAGUGUGUGUGUGCGUGUGUGUGCGUAUGUGUGUGUGUGCGCGUGUGUGUGUGGGCACGCGCGUGUGUGUGUGCAUGUGUGUGCGUGCGUGUGCAUGCGCGUGUGUGCGUGUGUGCGCGUGUGGAAUUCGCUGCACGCAUGCUGCUCCUGAUGAACACGAUACACGCGUGUGGCUGACCAGGAAUCGUUUGGGGAUGGAACCUGUGUGUUUGAUUCGCGUAAU